GAAGGACCCAAUGGAGCUGUGGGAGGCGGGACCCGCGGGGCACUGGGAGCCUAUCGGGGCGCGGAGUCUUGGCCAGACCUCAGGGGUUUAGCAGCCACGUGAGUUCUCCGUGGUGGCAGCUACGCUCACGGUGGGCAGCAUGUCGGCGGCAGCGGCGGCUCGAAAGCGGGGAAGGUCGGCAUCCGGGCCCGGGGCCGGUGCAGGGUCCGGCAAGCGGCGGCGAAAGGCCGACUCUGCCGGGGACCGGGGCAAGUCCAAGGGAGGCGGCAAGAUGAAUGAGGAGAUCUCCAGCGACUCUGAAAGUGAGAGCCUGCCUCCCAGGAGGACUGAGGAGGAGGAGGAGGAGGAACAGGAGGAGACAGCCCAGGAGAAGAAGCUGCGCUUGGCCAAGCUCUACCUGGAGCAGCUCAGGCAGCAAGAGGAGGAGAAGGCUGAGGCUCGGGCGUUUGAGGAGGACCAGGUGGCCGGACGCCUGAAGGAGGACGUGCUGGAGCAGCGGGGCAGGCUGCAGAAGUCGGUGGCAAAGGAGAUCCAGGCCCCAGCCCCGGCCGACAUCCGAGUCUUACGGGGGCACCAGCUCUCCAUCACAUGCGUGGUCAUCACCCCUGAUGACGCGGCCAUCUUCUCUGCUGCCAAAGACUGCAGCAUUAUCAAGUGGAGUGUGGAGAGUGGACGGAAGCUUCAUGUGAUCCCACGGGCCAAGAAGGGUGCCGAGGGGCAGCCCCCCGGCCACAGCAGCCCCAUCCUCUGCAUGGCCAUCUCCUCCGACGGCAAGUACCUUGCCUCAGGUGACCGCGGCAAGCUCAUUCUCGUCUGGGAGGCCCAGAGCUGCUGGUACCUGUACACGUUCACGGGGCACCGGGACGCUGUGUCGGGCCUGGCUUUCCGCAGAGGCACCCACCAGCUCUACAGCACGUCCCACGACCGCUCCGUGAAGGUGUGGAACGUGGCGGAGAACUCCUACGUGGAGACGCUCUUUGGGCACCAGGAUGCCGUGGCUGCGCUGGACGCCCUGAGCCGGGAGUGCUGCGUGACGGCCGGGGGCCGGGACGGCACAGUGCGCGUGUGGAAGAUCCCCGAGGAGUCCCAGCUUGUCUUCUACGGCCACCAGGGCUCCAUCGACAGCAUCCAGCUUAUCAACGAGGAGCACAUGGUGUCGGGCGCCGAUGAUGGCUCCGUGGCCUUGUGGGGCCUCUCCAAGAAGCGGCCGCUUGCCCUGCAGCGUGAGGCCCAUGGGCUGCGAGGGGAGCCGGGCCUGGAGCAGCCCUUCUGGGUGUCGUCGGUGGCGGCCCUACUCAACACAGACCUUGUGGCCACAGGCUCCCACAGCUCCUGUGUGCGGCUCUGGCAGUGUGGGGAGGGCUUCCGGCGGCUUGAUCCUCUCUGUGACAUUCCCCUGGUGGGCUUUAUCAAUAGCCUCAAGUUCUCCAGCUCCGGGGAUUUCCUGGUGGCUGGGGUGGGGCAGGAGCACAGGCUCGGCCGCUGGUGGCGCAUCAAAGAGGCUCGGAACUCCAUCUGCAUCAUCCCGCUCCACAGGACCUCCAGGCCCGCCACUGCUGGCUCCUGACUCUUCUCCCCUUUAUUUAAGUCCUUCCCAGACCAGGCCCUGCCCUCUUUGUAUUAAAAGCCUCCUUCUUUGGG
Neomonachus schauinslandi (Hawaiian monk seal) is the source of this 1641-nucleotide messenger RNA. RefSeq names its product ribosomal RNA processing 9, U3 small nucleolar RNA binding protein (gene RRP9). Bases 140 to 1567 code for a protein of 475 amino acids. The transcript has 15 exons. Gene Ontology annotation, cellular component: small-subunit processome. Gene Ontology annotation, molecular function: protein binding; snoRNA binding. The record is from RefSeq and is a predicted model, not a curated record. Lineage: Eukaryota; Metazoa; Chordata; Mammalia; Carnivora; Phocidae.